Messenger RNA from Serendipita indica DSM 11827, 1005 nucleotides. Lineage: Eukaryota; Fungi; Basidiomycota; Agaricomycetes; Sebacinales; Serendipitaceae. The record is from the annotation of a GenBank genome assembly.
AUGGUGAAAAGUCAAAAAUCAAAAACGACCAAGGGCAAGAGUGCAAGGUCGAAAUCGUCGAAAAGAAGCAGCGAGUCGAGAAAAGAAAGAUCCAAGGCUGCGCUGGAAGCAGCAAAGAAGAGGCAUGCCGCAAAAAUCCGAAAGACGUACCAGGACGGCAUUGCACGCCUCCAGGCUGCAAUCAACCAGGACACGACGGAAAGCAGGAAGAUCAACGACAAGCUUGCGGAGCUUGCGGUUGACAGCAGCAAAAAAGCGCGUCAGCAAGCGGUCGAGGCGGCAGCGGAGAGGAAGGAGAUCCUCAAAAGACUCGAAAAGAAUAAGGAGCUCGCCGAGAGCAUCGAAGAGAAGAUAGAAUUAGCCGCGGCAGACAAGGCACGCAAGGAGAUGGAGAAGAUGGAUGUCGACGAAACCGGCGAGAACGAGACGACAAGCAAUGAGGACAGCAGCGAGUCUGGAAGUGAAUCGGACGAAUCACAAUCGUCUGGUAGCGAAUCUUCGUCCACAUCAGAGUCAUCAUCAUCGUCUGCGACAGAAGCAUGGCAGUCGGCUGGAGGCCGGCAGAGCCAAGACAAGCGAUCGAGCGAUCAGAACCGGGCGCCGAGGCCAGAGAUAGCCGACUACCAUGGCAAGCCUGGAGGACGGGAGGGGCAGGAGAGACAUGCCCAGGGAAAGAACGAGCUGUACCGCAAGGUACUAGAUGGCUACAAUACAACAACGUUUGUCAAGUUUGGAAGUGGCGGGGACGACCCCCUGGGACUUGGCGAGAUGGGUAUCGCCGUAAAGACGACCAAAGGAAAGGACAAACCGAAGGAGAAGAAGAAGCAGGCGGAGCGCGAAGUCGACGAACGGACGCGCGCGAUCGACAAGUUGCUGGAGGGCAUUGAAGGACCGCCAGAGCCGGAGGAGAAAAGGCGGAAGAAGGAGAGGAGGACAAUAUGGACGGCUCGGAAGCAGAAGGAAGAGCACAAAUGCGACAGAAAUGGCCACGCGAAGCGAGGAUAG